Sitophilus oryzae (rice weevil) is the source of this 756-nucleotide messenger RNA. RefSeq names its product vegetative cell wall protein gp1-like. The record is from RefSeq and is a predicted model, not a curated record. The transcript is spliced from 2 exons. NCBI's taxonomy places the organism in Eukaryota, Metazoa, Arthropoda, Insecta, Coleoptera, Curculionidae. Bases 79 to 699 code for a protein of 206 amino acids.
CAUCUCCAUCGAUCACAAUCAUAUUCGACCAAAAGUCAUAUCGAUAAAAACAUAUACAACUAAAAAAAGUCCAAAAAAAUGGCUUUCAGAUUCAUGGUUGCAGUUUUCAGUGUAGUGGCCGUUGCCAACCAAUGCAACGCUGACUGUAUCCCCCUUCCACCUCCGUGCCUACCUUUACCUCCUGCACCCUUACCCCCUGCUCCUCUCCCAUCUUGUCCCCCAGCUACAAUUUCCCUUCCCGCUCCCAUAGUACUACCUGCACCUGCUCCUUUACCCCCCGUCUAUGCUCCUGCCCCUGUAUACGCACCCGCACCGGUAUAUGCACCUGCACCUUUACCAGCACCUGCACCAGUAUAUGCGCCAGCACCUGCAACGACUUACACUGUCCCAAUUGCGUCUUCUAUUCCUCUCAACCUUCCUGCAUUGACUAUUCCCGGACCGGAAGCACCUAAACUGUCCCUGAGCGGUGCUCCAAGCUUGUCCCUUCCUACCGCUGCUAUCUCUGUACCUGCCGCACCAGCCGUGGCGUUGCCUCCUCUGCCAGGCAAGAUCGCUUGCCCACCUGAGCCGAGCCCACAAAUUAUCGACCAUCCCGAUGUCGAUAUUCCUUUGGUGUUGCCAGCCGAUAUUCCAUUGGGUAAAUACUGCGCCUGCCAGAAAUACCAGAUCAAACCAUCGGUUGUGCCAUGUGGAAAAUAAGUCUGAAGAAUAGAAGAAGUUUUUUUCUGAAUAAAUAAAAUCAUACUUUUUUCUCAA